Messenger RNA from Hypomesus transpacificus, 2137 nucleotides. RefSeq names its product protein kinase, AMP-activated, gamma 3a non-catalytic subunit (gene prkag3a). NCBI's taxonomy places the organism in Eukaryota, Metazoa, Chordata, Actinopteri, Osmeriformes, Osmeridae. The record is from RefSeq and is a predicted model, not a curated record. The transcript has 12 exons. Bases 649 to 1644 code for a protein of 331 amino acids.
AAACAUCCCAGAUAUAUUUGUAUACUAGUCAAGCAUGCAUGUGGAUUGCUAGGGAGUUGAAUAAUGCAUCUGCUAUUCAGACACUGCCAACAUUUAGCAACAACCAACGUGUUCUGCCUGUUUCCUGUUGUUGCUGCUGCUCUGAAUCUCAACUCUGACACUGAGGAAGGGAGUGGAGUUAAAGCAGAAAACCAUACAGCAGGGUUACACCCGAGCACUGUAAGAUGAGGCAGUGGUGAGACUGUUAUGUUCAUAAGCGGCAUCAGAGCUCAGCUCUGCAGCUCACCCUUGUCCUUUGAAAGUGCAGUAUUACACGUUGCACAACAUGUUCACUUUCCCCAAUCUCAAACCUUUAAUCAUUUGAUAUAUUGAAUCAUUUGGAUAUGGUGACAAGUCAAACUACAACUACUUUGGUAGCAAAACAGAGCUUUAAAAAUCCAGCAGCAGUUUGUGUGGCCUUGGUCCCGCCCCUUUGACAGUGUGCCAGCCUACCCCUGUCCGCUUGUCCGGCUGCAUACCGCUUGAGAUUCCUGCUCCUAAUAUAGACUGAACUGCUGCGUGGGAAACGUUGAGAGGGGCUUGUAUGAAAGAAGAACGGUCGUGAGUUGAGUGUUGUGGAUCCAACCUUUAAGGCCACAUGCUGCAACAAUGCAACCAGCUCCCAUUCAGGUUCCAUUUAGAGGGAAGCGUGUGACCAGGAAUGCAGACCCCAAUGCCGAGGUGUACAUGAACUUCAUGAAGAGUCACUGCUGCUAUGAUGCCAUUCCAACCAGCUGCAAACUGGUCAUAUUUGAUAUCACACUACAAGUCAAGAAGGCUUUUUUCGCCCUAGUGGCCAAUGGUUUGAGAGCUGCCCCUCUCUGGGACAACAAGUUGCAAAGAUUUGUGGGUAUGCUCACCAUCACAGAUUUCAUCAACAUUCUCCAUCGCUACUACAAAUCCCCAAUGGUUCAAAUCUAUGAGCUGGAGUGUCAUAAGAUUGAGACAUGGAGAGAUGUCUAUCUACAGUGCUCCACUCAAUGUCUCAUCAGCAUCACCCCUGAAGCCAGCCUCUUUGAUGCUAUUUAUUCCCUACUGAGGCACAAGAUACACAGAUUGCCAGUCAUUGACCCAGAAUCUGGCAAUGUCUUACACAUUCUGACCCACAAGAGAAUCCUUAAGUUCCUCUAUAUAUUUGAAGGGAUGAUCCCCAAACCUCGUUUCCUACAGAAGACGAUACGGGAGGUUGGGAUUGGAACAUUCCAGAACGUUGCCACAGUUCUGCAGACUGCCACAGUCUAUGAUGCCCUGUCUGUGUUCGUAGAGAGGAGGGUGUCUGCACUGCCUGUGGUUGAUGAACAAGGCAAAGUGGUGGCACUCUAUUCCAGAUUUGAUGUGAUUAACCUGGCAGCUCAGAAGUCGUACAACAACCUGAACAUGAGCAUGCAGGAGGCCGUCCGCAGACGCUCUUGUUACGUGGAGGGCGUGAUCAAGUGCUACCCCAACGAGACCCUGGACACCGUCAUCAACCGCAUUGUCAAGGCAGAGGUCCAUCGGCUGGUCCUGGUGGAUAGAGGGGACGUGGUGAGAGGCAUCAUCUCCCUGUCUGACCUGCUGCAGGGCUUGGUCUUAACUCCGGCAGGCAUCGAUGCCCUUCUGUCUUAGCACCAUCAGUUGGAGAUACAUGCCUCCCCUUUCCACCAACUCCUACCCCCCUGUGCGUCUUCAUCUCUACUAUUAUACUAAAACUCACUGACUGUCUUGAAGAAACACUCCUUUAACUUCAACAGCUGCAUCCCAUGGCCCUGACUGACUUUGGCUACCAGUGUGUUCCCUGGAUCGACAGUAUCUUUAAGUAUAAAUUCCAAGAUUAAGAAUUGACAGUGGUAAAUUGCAUUGGCAUUGUUUUUUGUUUGUUAUUUUGUGUAUUGCAGAUAUUACAAGUCAAGUAAAAUGAGAGAACUAGUAGAUGAACAAUAUGAGUAUAAUUGUUGGAGAAAAGUCCGGUCAUCGAUAUAUAUCCUUGUGUUUAUUGGCUCCGACUUUUGUAGUUGUAUCAGUUCUAUGAAACAAUUGUAUGUUGUUGUAUUUGAUCAAAUUGAUCAUCGAGUUUUUGUUACUCAACAUUUUAUCGUUUCUAUAUAAAAAAAAAUCUUAA